AAACACUCGUUUCUUUGUUUUGCACACACUCAAAGCUCAUCUGUUCAAGCAAUCUGCGUUUACUUUUACUUUCGUCAAAUCUUACAUUACCAUGGCUCGUACCAAGCAAACCGCCCGCAAGUCUACUGGAGGAAAGGCUCCUCGUAAGCAGCUUGCCACUAAGGCUGCCCGCAAGUCAGCCCCUAGCACUGGCGGUGUGAAGAAACCUCACCGUUACAGGCCUGGUACCGUGGCCCUUCGUGAAAUUCGUCGGUACCAAAAGAGUACCGAGCUCUUGAUCCGCAAGCUUCCCUUCCAGCGUUUGGUCCGUGAAAUUGCCCAGGACUUCAAGACUGACUUGCGCUUUCAGAGCUCUGCGAUUGGUGCUCUUCAGGAAGCCGCCGAGGCGUACCUCGUCGGUCUGUUUGAGGACACGAAUUUGGCUGCCAUCCACGCAAAGCGUGUGACAAUUCAGCCGAAAGAUAUCCAGCUUGCUCGUCGUCUCCGUGGUGAACGUUCGUAAACAAGCGAGUUGGUUGUGAUGGUGCAUCCAUGCUUUUUUAAAAGCAAUAUCUCAGGAUGCAUUUGAUGUUUGAUAGUUUCAUUUUGUGUAUAUUGUUGAUGUAGUACAAUUUGCGUGAAUACUCAAUUCGUGUUCGGUAUAAUUGGCACGGUAUUAUUGCAUGGUGCGAUUAGAACGUAUCACAGGCCAUCGCAAACAGCAUGGAAUACCGUCCGUAUAUUCUAGCGGAAUCAAAAACUGUUUUAUUAUCCCACGAUAUCUGUCGUGAAUAUAAUGCACCCCAGACUUCAUACCCCA
This is a messenger RNA of Spizellomyces punctatus DAOM BR117, 799 nucleotides long. Its product is annotated as histone. The record is from RefSeq and is a predicted model, not a curated record. The coding region runs from base 92 to 502 and encodes 136 amino acids. Gene Ontology annotation, molecular function: protein heterodimerization activity; DNA binding; structural constituent of chromatin. The transcript is spliced from 5 exons. Lineage: Eukaryota; Fungi; Chytridiomycota; Chytridiomycetes; Spizellomycetales; Spizellomycetaceae. Gene Ontology annotation, cellular component: nucleosome.